Messenger RNA from Amblyraja radiata (thorny skate), 3093 nucleotides. RefSeq names its product solute carrier family 35 member D1a (gene slc35d1a). The coding region runs from base 22 to 1098 and encodes 358 amino acids. The transcript has 12 exons. The record is from RefSeq and is a predicted model, not a curated record. Lineage: Eukaryota; Metazoa; Chordata; Chondrichthyes; Rajiformes; Rajidae.
GUCGGGGCCGAGGGAGAAGACAUGUUGGCUGCUCGUCAACGUCAUGAUGCUGUGGUUAAUUCGAGGCAGGGGAGAAAAGAGGAGGCCGGAGAUGCUGGCCGCGUCGACCAGCGAGCCGGGCUCGAGGAGAUGUCAGCGGAGCCGAUAACCGUCUUCCUGAAGCUCUGCGCAGCUGCUUUUUAUGGAGUCAGCUCGUUUUUUAUCGUCGUCGUGAACAAAAGUGUGCUGACCAGCCACAGAUUCCCUUCAAUAAUAUUUGUGGGGCUUGGGCAGAUGUUGGCAACAGUGACCCUGCUGUGGGUGGGUAAGGCAUGCAAGGUGGUAAAGUAUCCUGACCUCGACUACAGUAUGCCUCGAAAGGUUUUUCCACUACCUCUCUUGUACUUGGGUAACCAAAUGACAGGACUUCUUGGCACCAAGAAACUGAACCUCCCAAUGUUUACAGUCCUAAGGAGGUUUUCCAUUCUAUUUACAAUGAUAGCGGAAGGCAUAUUGCUCAAUAAGAGUUUCACUCGAUCUAUUCAGAUGACAGUAUUUGCAAUGUUGCUUGGUGCAAUAAUUGCUGCCAGUUCUGACAUGGCAUUUGAUUCUUUGGGAUAUGGAUACAUUCUUACAAAUGAUGUACUAACAGCUGCCAAUGGAGCUUAUGUAAAACAGAAAUUGGAGUCAAAAGAGCUGGGAAAAUAUGGACUGCUUUAUUACAAUGCCCUCUUUAUGAUUUUGCCUUCUUUGGCCAUCGCCUAUUUCACAGGAGAUCUACAGAGGGCAAUUGAUUUUGAAGGCUGGUCAAAUGGAAUGUUUGUUUUGCAGUAUCUGGUGUCCUGCAUAAUGGGAUUUGUUCUCAUGUACUCUACAGUUCUGUGCACACAGUAUAAUUCUGCUCUUACCACCACCAUCGUUGGCUGUGUUAAGAAUAUUUUGGUGACUUAUAUUGGAAUGUUUCUUGGUGGAGACUAUAUAUUCACAUGGACUAACUUCAUUGGUUUAAAUAUCAGCAUUGCUGGAAGUUUGGUAUAUUCCUAUAUUACAUUCACAGAGGAGCAGUCAACCAAGAUACCCAGCAGCAACACUGAAACCAAGGGGAAAAUUGCUGUUUGAGCAGAGCAUCUCGAUAGAUUAACAUUUUUGUUCCUUUUAAUUUCUUUAAGAAAGGUAUCUAUGACUAUAGAUUAAUGUAAUUAUAUGCUGUUUUAAUUUUGGUACAAGUUUGUUACAAUGUUGAUAGACCAAAUAAAGCCAAACUAGCACAAAAUGGCCCAUUUUUAAUAUGCUACAGUUUGGUUUUAAAACAUUAUACAUUCCCCUACAGGUUCUAUUUUGUCUUGGCCCCAAAGUUCCCAAUAGAUAUCUUCACUGGGGCAUCUUAAUCUGUUUUUACAAUAUUUAUUGUUUGUCUGUUUGCACCUCUUUUUAAGAACAGCGAAAGAACAGUACAAUAAUCUGGCUAUCUUAGAGGUAGAUAAUAUGUUCUGCUUACAAUGGUUUUAAUUAAAUGAUGACUGAAUUGUAGAACUACCAAUUUUGAUAACACUUUUAAGUGGAGGAAGUCAGAGUACCGAUAGUUUUUGGCAUCGAUUUAAAAUUUGUACUUGUGGAUUGAGAGGCUGAGGAUAUCUUGGAGCAUUGGGUGCAAGCCAACUAUCUCAUGCACUGUGGCUACCAAAUUUGGUCCAUGAACAGACAUCUUGUAUUCAAUGAAUCAGAUAUUUGUAAGUAAACAAUCUUGUUCAUUUACAGAAAGAAAUGUUGCAGUAAAGUGUGGGAUAAUUUUCUAGGUUUCAAAUGGUAGAAACUGACUUUGGGGAGCAAGAAUGUUGUUGACAUAAAUAUCUCAUUGGUACACCUUGUGCUGAAAUUCCCAGAAAUAGCUUUGCUAGGUACUACAUUUAACAAUACAUUUCAGAUAAUCAUAACAUCACAAGGGUGGUUUUAGUGGAGAAUUGUUUUUUCAAAAUAAAUUUAGUGCUGCAUUUGAACUGCCUUUUUUUAAAUUAAAUAUUUUGAAAUCUGAAAAAAUCCGUCAAACAAUUUAAUGAGUGUUGCACAAGCGAGUUGUGUUAAACACAACUGUGAAUUGUAAGAACAGUUUUGGAACUAACAUUUUUAACAUUAAAGCAAAGCUAUGUAAAAAAUGAAUAGGUGGUGUUUCGGGUUGGGACCCUUCAAAAAAUUGUUUGAUGCUUUCUAAGUCUGCUAAACAAUUGAUAAAAUUGGAAGAUUAGAAAAUGUUGGUUCACAUUAAACCUCUUGGCCCAUUCAGUUGUAACUUUUCAUGAAAUAUUUAAAUAUUUACUUCAAACAACUCAUUCAGUACCUGGAUGAACCAAAGUAUUUAAUAAUUAAUUGUUCUGUACUUCUGACAGGUUGCUUAAAUCUACUGUGUGUUUGUGACAACUUCAUAACAUUUUUAAUAUAAAGCAUGUGGAAUAUAAAGCUUGUAGGAAAAAGUAUGAAUAUGAGGAAUCAAGGAGACAGUUACAUUUGUAAUGUAUGUAUAAGUUUUAAUGAGCAUUUUUAAAUGUUCAAUUUCUGAAAUGCAUAUUGUCAGAAUAUGGCAUUUGUAAAUCAUGUAUGUAAUAAGAUGGAUUGAAAUCGUGAGAUCAAUUGAAAAUCAAUUAGUUAAGUCUACUUUAUGGAAAUAAGAAACGACACCGUCCAGAAUAAUUAACACUUGCUAAAUUGUAGUACCAUUUUGCUUUUGUUCAGCACUAAAUAUGUAUUUUUUAAGGUUGCAACAAGGUUUCCUUUAUAUUUCUGCAUAGUCAGCUAAGUGGUUUAGUGAUUUUCAAAAUGCUUUUAGUACUGAAAAUAUGGUGAUCAGUAAACAUGUAUAGUUUAAUGUAAGUAAACACUGAAGUGCCUAGUCAUUGAAUUAUUUUUUUAAUAUUUGGGUAUUUGUAAUGUGGAUGCAUUUGGAAAAUCUAGAUUUUCUUAAAUUAAUUACUACCGAUGAUGUAUUGCUUGUGCAAUUUCCCAUAAUGUAUAAAGGACGUGUUCUACUUUGUUUUUAAUAGUUGUACUUCAUCCUUUCAUUGAAUGAAAUUUGGAUUUGAAAAAUAUUUUGUAACAAAUACAGCUUUUUUUUUAAACUAA